AUGGGACUUGGGGUUAGGGGUGCAAGGACAGUGUUCCUGUGUUUAUGGAGGUUAUUUGUACUGCUUUGUGGAUUCUCGACCACUCGCUCCCAAACGACAGGGGACGGGAAGUCGUUGUACUUCUGGGAGACAGGUCCAUGGGGCAGGUGUAUGGGCAGCGAGUGCGGUCCAGGAGGGAGUCAAAGCCGGGCUGUGUGGUGCGCUCACAUGGAGGGCUGGACCACCCUUCAUACCAACUGCCUUCAGUCCACACGACCAGCCAAUCAGCAGAGCUGCUUCCGUGUAUGUGACUGGCAUAAGGACCUUUACGACUGGCGACGGGGUCCGUGGAACCAGUGUGUUCCCAUAUCCUUGCGGACUGGUGCUGGGCACACAGGCGUAUGCUCGCAGGGCGAAGAGGGCAUCCAAACUCGGGAGGUAAACUGUGCGCUUAAAGCGGAUGAGUCGCCGGCUGACGAUGCCAUCUGUGAGUACUUUGAACCCAAACCCCGACAGGAACAGGCCUGUCUCAUCCCGUGCCCUCAGAACUGUGUGGUGACCGAGUUCACCCCUUGGACCACAUGCUCCAAAACAUGUGGGCUGGGCCUGCAAAACCGCAUUCGCUCCGUGGUAGCUCCACCACUUUUCGGCGGGCUUCCUUGCCCCAAUCUGACAGAGUUCCACACGUGUGCGCCGAGAGCUUGUGAAGGCAGAGAAACAGUGUUUAAUUUGAGGGUGGGCGGAUGGAGCGAGUGCAAACUGCCCUCUUCAUCUCCAACAUCACCACCAGAGUCCUCUGGCACCCCUGCGCGUCCCGUUCGCCAGGCCCGAUGGCGCAAAGGCAAAGAGAGGAAGGGAAACAGAGACCCGGAGAUGUACGAGCUCAUCAAGAACAAACGCAACCGCAACCGGUUGAACCGACCAGAGGGCGACCUCUGGAAUAUCGAAGUUGGCUACCAGUCUCGACAAGUGGUUUGUGUUCAUCGAAAUGGGAGUAUGGUAUCACUCAGCCAGUGCCCCCACUGGAGUCUUCCGGAAACCUACCAGUCCUGCCUGAUGCCCAAAGACUGUGUGACCACUGAAUGGGGCAAGUGGAGCCCCUGCUCCAAGACAUGCUCUGACCCCAGUGUCCCACAGGGCAUGCACUCCCGCAGCAGACAGGUGCUGCGUCUUCCUGCUGGAGGAGGUAUCCAGUGCCCCCAGCUGGAGGAGAGUCAGAUCUGUGAGCCUCAAGGGGAUGGGGUGCCACCCUGUUCCACUUAUGCUUGGCGGACCACGGAAUGGAGCGAGUGUCGAGUCGAUGCGUUGCUCAGUCAACAGGAUCGGCGCCGUGGCAACCAGACAGGGCUGUGUGGUGGAGGUGUACAGAACAGGAAAGUGUACUGCGUUCAAGCCAGUGCUGAACUACUCAACUACAUCAACAACAACAAAGACAAACAAGAGGACCAGUCUCUAAAUGGCCAGAUGCCUAGUGUCCCUCCUCUCCUCUCUGUCAGCUUUGAGAUCUCAGCAUCGCAACCUGUGGACAAUCGGCUUUGCACGGGAUCUUCUCCAAGUACGACGCAGCUGUGCCAGAUCCCGUGCCCUAUGGAGUGUGAACUGUCCCCGUGGGGCGCCUGGGGGCCCUGCACUUUUGAAAACUGCGAUGAACGUGUCGUGAAGAAAGGUUUCAAGUUCAGACGACGUAAAAUUACUAAUUACCCCACGGGUGGCGAGGGAAACUGUCCUCACCUGGUGGAGGCCGUCCCGUGCGAUGAUCCUAGCUGUUUUAACUGGCAGCUGCUCAAGCUAGAGGAGUGUAUUCCUGAUGACGACAUGGACUGCGGAGAGGGGACUCAAAAUCCGAAGGUCCGCUGCGUCAACAGUGAAGGUAAAGAAGUGGAGAGGGAGCUGUGUGCUGAUGUGGUGUACCCUGCACCUGUGCCCUGUGUGGUGCCCUGCCCUAAAGACUGUGCCCUCAGCCUCUGGACCGCAUGGUCCACCUGCUCCCAAACCUGCUCCAGCAAAACUGCCGAGGGCAAACAGAUGAGAACCCGAGCCAUACUGGCUUACAAUGCAGGAGAAGGAGGUUCCAGCUGCCCCAACACCAGCGCCCUGCAGGAGGUACGCAACUGUAAUGAGCAUCCCUGCAUCGUGUAUCACUGGCAGACGGGCCCCUGGGGACAGUGUGUGGAGGACACCACCACGUCCAACUUCAACACCUCCUCCAGUGCAGACAAAUCCACCUGUGCCAUGGGCAUGCAGACCCGCAAGGUCAUCUGUGUGAAAGUCAAUGUUGGACAAGUGCCACCUAAAAAAUGUCCUGAAGCUCCUCGUCCACAGUCAGUGCGACCCUGUCUGCUGCCAUGUAAGAAAGACUGUAUAGUGACAUCCUUUAGUGAAUGGACAGAGUGCCCCACAUCCUGUGAAGCAGGUGCAAAUGGGCAGAAGAGUAAACAGACUCGUUAUCGAGUGGUCAUCCAGAUGCCAGCUAAUGGAGGUCAGGAGUGCCCGGAUGUCCUUUAUGAAGAGAAAGACUGUAAGACGCCAUCUGUCUGCCCGGGUUACAGGUGGAAAACACACAAGUGGCGAAAAUGUCUGCUAGUGUCCUGGAGUAUCCGCAAAGAUAGUAAAGGAGCUCAGGAAAACUGUGGUGCUGGAGUCCAGACUAGAGCUAUCUCAUGUAGGCAGCUGGAUGGUACAGUGGUGGAUGUUGUGCAGUGUCUGAAGUUUACCAGCAGCAUGCCCGCUGUAAGCCAGCCCUGCCAGUUACCAUGCCGAGACGACUGCCAGCUCACCAAAUGGUCUAAGUUCUCUUCAUGCACCUCAGACUGUGUUGGGGUUCGUACACGGAGGAGAGCUCUCGUAGGAAAAAGCAAGAAGAAGGACAAGUGUAAAAACAGCCAGAUGUACCCGCUGAGCGAGACCCAGUACUGCCCCUGUGACAAAUACAACGCCCUGCCUGUGGGCAACUGGUCCGACUGCAUUCUGCCUGAGGGCCGUGUGGAGAGCGUUUUGGGCAUCAAGGUGCAGGGAGAUGUUAAGGAGUGCGGCCAGGGUUACCGGUACCAGGCCAUGGUCUGCUACGACCAAGAAAACAGGCUUGUGGAGGCUUCACGUUGUAACAGUCAUGGGUAUUUAGAGGAAGCCUGCAUUGUUCCCUGUCCAUCUGAUUGUAAACUCAGCGAAUGGUCGAACUGGUCACGCUGCAGCAAAUCCUGUGGAAGUGGGGUCAAAGUUCGCUCCAAGUGGCUUAGAGAAAAGCCAUAUAAUGGUGGAAGACCCUGCCCAAAACUGGACCACCUUAACCAGGUAAAUGUGUAUGAGGUGGUCCCGUGUGUGAGUGACUGCAGUCAGUAUAUUUGGGUCGCAGAACCCUGGAGCGUGUGGAAAGUGAGUAAUGUGGACCUGAAGGAGAACUGUGGCAAGGGUGUGCAGACCAGAAGAGUCAGGUGUAUGUUAAACUCAGUAGACGGCCCCACUGAUGCAGUGGAAGAUUAUCUGUGUGAUCCAGAAGAGAUGCCACUGGGCACGAGGGAGAGCCGACUGCCCUGCCCUGAGGAUUGUGCGCUGUCCGACUGGAGUACCUGGACUCCAUGUGACCUGCCGUGUUCUGGAAGAGGCGACCGGGAGAGGACGGCAUUUGCCCUGCGUCUGCCUAAAGAGGGAGAGGACUGUCCGGUUAGCAUGCAGACCGAGCCCUGCCUUCUGAACCGCAACUGUUUUCACUACAAUUACAACAUCACAGACUGGAGCACAUGCCAAUUAAGUGCCAAUGCUGUGUGUGGAAUUGGUGUCAAAACGAGGAUGUUGGACUGCGUAAGAAGUGACAGCAAGUCUGUUGACCUGAAGUUCUGCGAAGAGCUGGGCUUAGAGAAGAAGUGGCUGAUGAACGCUUCCUGUAUGGUGGAGUGUCCAAUCAACUGCCAGCUCUCUGAUUGGUCGGCUUGGUCUGAUUGCUCCCAGACCUGUGGCCUCGAAGGGAAGAUGUGGCGGAGACGGACGGUGGUACAGGCGACUCAGGGAGACGGGAGGCCAUGUCCGUUCCAGAUGGAGCAGUGGAAGCCGUGCCCUGUGCGACCCUGUUACAAAUGGCAGAACGGUCCCUGGUCAGAGUGCCGCGUGGAGGAGGUGGUGUGCGGGGUGGGCCUACGUUUCCGCAACCUGUCCUGCUUCGUAUCUGAUGGCUCCAGCAAUGGGCGGAGCAGCAUUGUAGAGGAGGAACUCUGCGCUGGACUGGAACUGGCUGUUGAUGGUGAUAAAAACAUUGUUCUGGAGGAGACCUGCACCUUACCCUGCCCUGGUGACUGUUAUCUGAUGGAGUGGUCUGAUUGGAGCUCAUGUCAGAGUGUGUGUGUGAAGGGCCAGCGUUUGGACUUCAGUCCUGUGCAGGUUCGCUCGCGUGCUGUCUUCGCCCAGGAACCAGAGAACAUCGCUCAGUGCCCCGAUCAGGAGUGGCAGUCCCGGCCCUGCACAAAUGGAGAGUGUUAUGAGUACAGGUGGAUGGGCGGUCCUCAGCUGAUCUGGUGUGAACGUUCUGAUGGAAUAAACGUAACAGACGGAUGCCCUCCAGCCCUGCCGCCAGGGUCAGACCCCUCGUGUGAUCCACCUUGUGACAAGCCACAGUCGUUCUGCUCGGAGGAUGGUUUAUGUAUGUGUGAGGAAGGCUACACUGAGGUACUGACGGUAGAGAGGCAGUUGGAACAGUGUACACCAAUCCCUGUGCUGGAGAUCCCCACAGCAGGAGACAAGAAAUCUGAUGUCAAGACCAGCCGGGCCAUCAACCCCACCCUGCCCACCACCAUACAGCCAGGCAGAGUGGGCCGCACCUGGUACUUGCAACCUUUUGGACCCGACGGUAAACUGAAGACGUGGGUGUACGGUGUGGCGGCUGGUGUAUUUGUGCUCCUGGUGUUUAUAGUGUCAAUGAUUUACCUUGCGUGCAAAAAGCCAAAGAAACCUCAGCGAAGACAAAACAAUAACAGAUUGAAACCCCUGACCCUGGCAUAUGAUGGAGAUGCGGACAUGUAGCCUUUCUCGGAGAAGUAACGCCAUGAAAACAUCAUCAACAUUCUGCAAAUGGAUGAAACGUGCCUGGGUUAAAUUUCACUCCAAAAUCAAAAGGGGGAAAAAACUAAAUUUUGCAUAAAGAAAAUAAAGCCUUAGACCUUUUUAGGACAUUACAUUUUUUUGAUUUUUGAUUUCAUGAUAUGAUUUUCAUCACAAUUAAUCACAUUUUCCAACUGCAACUGAAUUCUCAUUUAAUUAAUGCAUCUGUACAUUUUACUUUGGAGUUACUCUGAUAUUCCCAUUAUUUUCAGUGUUGAAACUCAUUAGACUGUUAUUACAGUUUAGGGUGUUUUUUUUUUAUUUAUUUUUUUAUUUUAAUUUUUUUACUUUUUUCUAUUUUCAAAAUUACUGUAAUAAAUGUUGUCUUGAUAACACUUCACAAUAAGGUUCUAUUUGCUCAAAUUAGUUAAUACAUUAGGUAUCAUGUACUAACAGACUAACAAUAUUUUUAACAGAAUUCAUUAAUUUUGAUUAUUGUUAAUUUAUAAAAAUACAAUUGUUCAUUGUAAGUUUAUGUUAGUUCAUAAUGCAUUAUGUGUACAUAUACAACUUUUAAUUUAAAAAAUGUAUUAGUAUAUGAUGAGUUUAACAUUAACUUUGCUUUUACUCCAUGUUCUUGUUCUGGAAGAGCCUUUACAAUUUCUACAUGCUGAGACCAUGCCUUUGUUUUACGUUCAGUUCCUUACACCUAUUUGUUGAUUAUGCAACUACAGUCAAACUAGUCGUCUGCUACAAUUGGUUAGACAUCUCUCUAGGACCACUUCGGCUCAACUUUCUUCCGGCUUGUGCUUCCCAGCGGAAAUGCUUCAUGUUUUGGGGACUUUUUGGAGGAAGUUAUGGAAUAAACAAUGUCACAACAUACAAAACAACAAAAACAAGAGAGCUCUUAACUCUUAAGAAAACUUUUGAACUUAUUAUAAAUAUCAUAUUAUGGAUAAAAUUUACUCAGAAGAUGCAGCCUUUCUAUGGAAGGUGAACGUAUCGAGAAAAAUCAUGUUUUCUUGGAAGCCCCACUCUGAUUGCAGGUGUUAUUUUGUACUAUAUUAGUGCAGUACGGUAAGCGCUUGCCAUUGAACAAUGCCUUUAUAGCAGCGGUUCUCCAAGGCAAAACAAUAUAUAACUGGAGCGCACCAAUCAGGCAAGAUAAUUGAGAAAGUGUACAAAUAUAUCUCAGAGUGGGAGAUCUGACGUACUUUUGUUUUCACUCAUUUGUGCAUUGUAUAGUUUCUAUUAUGUCUUUUCAGACUUUGAAUAUGUAUUUUUUGUUAUAGAUUUCCAUUCGGACAUUAUAUAUAUAUAUAUAUACAC
Molecule: messenger RNA, 6336 nt
Organism: Myxocyprinus asiaticus (Chinese sucker)
Lineage: Eukaryota; Metazoa; Chordata; Actinopteri; Cypriniformes; Catostomidae
Product: thrombospondin type-1 domain-containing protein 7A-like
Exons: 28
Coding region: 1-4989 (1662 amino acids)
Source: RefSeq, a predicted model, not a curated record